This is a messenger RNA of Cercospora beticola, 723 nucleotides long. RefSeq names its product Sm-like protein LSM2 (gene LSM2). Gene Ontology annotation, cellular component: Lsm1-7-Pat1 complex; catalytic step 2 spliceosome; U6 snRNP. Gene Ontology annotation, biological process: mRNA splicing, via spliceosome. Lineage: Eukaryota; Fungi; Ascomycota; Dothideomycetes; Mycosphaerellales; Mycosphaerellaceae. Gene Ontology annotation, molecular function: RNA binding. The record is from RefSeq and is a predicted model, not a curated record.
ACCAAUGCCGCCUUCGUCUCUCUAUGCGCCGCCUCCUGCUCGAUAACCACUUAUACGAACAAUCGAAUCACCUGCACAUCCGAAUCAGCGAUCACGUCCGACAGCAACCGUUGACGAGCAAAAUCGACAAUCAUGCUGUUCUUCAGCUUCUUCAAAACACUCGUGAACCACGAAGUCACAGUGGAACUGAAGAAUGACAUUUCGAUUCGCGGGACGCUGAAGAGCGUGGACCAGUAUUUGAAUAUCAAGCUGGAUGAUAUUUCGGUGUUGGAGGAAUUGAAGUAUCCGCAUUUGAGCUCCGUCAAGAAUGUCUUUAUUAGAGGCAGUGUUGUGCGGUAUGUGCAUUUGCCUGCUGCGGCGGUGGAUACGCCUUUGUUGGAGGAUGCUACGAGGAGAGAGGCUUCACAAACUGCGGCGAAGGCGAAGGCUGGGUGAAGAAGCAGCCUGAGGAAAAGCGUGGACGGCCAAGAAUACACACUGGACAAAGCGGAUGCUGUGACAAGGGCAGUGAUCCGCGAGCGAUUCUGAAACUAAGACAUGCUGAGGUUCGUGAUCAUGAGCAGAUGGAUACCGUGGCUGCUGCGCCAACGACGUGGUCCUGGCAGAGCCGACGGCUCACCUCCAGACACGCAGAAGUGCCGCAUGUGCACUCGACGUGGCGCACAUACUGCCUCACUGUCGCUUCGAUGCAGGACUUGGAGUCCCACGAGAGCAAGACAAGAG